This is a messenger RNA of Pediculus humanus corporis (human body louse), 918 nucleotides long. RefSeq lists its product as uncharacterized. Gene Ontology annotation, cellular component: mitochondrion; cytosol. The transcript has 5 exons. Bases 1 to 918 code for a protein of 305 amino acids. Lineage: Eukaryota; Metazoa; Arthropoda; Insecta; Psocodea; Pediculidae. Gene Ontology annotation, molecular function: peptidyl-tRNA hydrolase activity. The record is from RefSeq and is a predicted model, not a curated record.
AUGGUUAUUGUCGUUAGACCAGAUUUGUCAUUGUCAAAAGAGUUUUGGUAUUGGGUGACUCCGGGAGUGGGUAAAACCUCUCUCACUCAUCUGAUAAGUCAAAAUGAAACAAUUAUAAAUCCUUCUUGGACUGUCGGAUGUUCUGUCGAAGUUAAAUUACACGAGUUUAAAGAAGGUUUACCACAGCAGAAAACAUAUUUCAUCGAACUCUGGGAUAUAGGUGGAAGUUCGAGUCAUAGAAAUACAAGAUCGAUAUUUUACUACCCCGUUCAUGGAAUUAUACUAGUGCAUGAUUUAACGAAUAGAAAAUCAGAGCAAAACUUACAAAAAUGGCUGGCAGAAGUGUUGAAUUGCGAAGCUGAUGGUAAAAAUACAAAACCUUUCGAUGAUUUCGAUUCUGAACAAUUUUUCGGGUCGACACAAAUACCAAUACUCGUUGUCGGUACCAAACAAGAUUUGGUACACGGUGCAAGAUCGCAAAAAUUGAUGACAUUCGCUGAAGAAUGCGGUGCAGAUGAAAUAAUAAUGGAUUGUAGACGAGCUAAUUCUUUGGCUGCCGGCUCAUCCUCUGCCGUUAAAUUAACAAGAUUUUUCGACAAAUUAUAUGCUUGUAAACUUGCUGCUCAAUGUUCUCAUGCAGCAGUUUCGUGUUAUAGACAAGGCAUGAUUCAUUGCCCGAAUAUCACAAAUAAAUGGUUACUCAUGGGCUCACCGAAAAUAAUAUUAAAAUCAAACAUACCUGGGGAAGAAGGUAUUAGAUUAAUUGAAAAACAAGCGAAAAACGAAGGACUAAUCUCUACAGUCAUCAGGGAUGCGGGACGUACCGAAGUUACCAAAGGCACCGUAACCGUUAUAGGUAUCGGUCCAGGUUUUGUUGAUAAAAUUUCUAAAGUUACAUCUCAUCUAAAAACACUGUAA